This is a messenger RNA of Suricata suricatta (meerkat), 1249 nucleotides long. It is a transcript of the gene FCN2, whose product is annotated as ficolin 2. The coding region runs from base 42 to 962 and encodes 306 amino acids. The transcript has 8 exons. The record is from RefSeq and is a predicted model, not a curated record. Lineage: Eukaryota; Metazoa; Chordata; Mammalia; Carnivora; Herpestidae.
CCUCAUAGCCAGGGAGCCCCUCGGGCCGCACGGACGGAGCCAUGGAGCGGGGCAGAGCUGCCGUGGCCGCGGGACCCACCGUGCUGGCCGCCCUCGCCCUCCUGUGCACUGUGGCCUGGAGUGCCGACACCUGUCCAGAGGUGAAGGUGCUGGGUCUGGAGGGCUCCGACAAGCUGACCAUCCUCCGAGGCUGCCCGGGGCUGCCUGGGGACACGGGUCCCAAGGGAGAGAGAGGAGCUUCCGGUCCCCCCGGACCCCCUGGGAAGGCAGGACCACCUGGACCCAAAGGAGAGCCGGGGUCGCCGCCUUCCUGCGACACAGCACCCCGGACCUGCAAGGACCUGCUCACGGGGGAGCGCCUGCUGAGCGGCUGGCACACCAUCUACCUGCCCGACUGCCGGCCCCUGACCGUGCUGUGUGACAUGGACACGGACGGCGGGGGCUGGACCGUUUUUCAGCGAAGGAGCGACGGCUCCGUGGACUUCUUUCGCGACUGGGCCGCGUAUAAGCGAGGCUUUGGCAGUCAGCUGGGGGAGUUCUGGCUGGGAAAUGACAACAUCCACGCCCUGACCGCCCAGGGAACCAGCGAGCUCCGGGUCGACCUGGUGGACUUCAAUGGCAACCACCACUUUGCCAAGUACAGCUCGUUCAAGAUGGCGGGCGAGGCCGACAAGUACAAGCUGGUCCUGGGGGACUUCGUCGGGGGCAGCGCAGGCGAUUCCCUGUCCCUCCACAACAGCCACCCCUUCUCCACCAAAGACCAGGACAACGACUCAAGUUCUGAGAACUGCGCUCAGCAGUACCAGGGGGCCUGGUGGUAUGACAAAUGUCACCAGUCGAACCUCAACGGGCGCUACCUCGGGGGCUCUCACAGCAGCUUUGCCAACGGCAUCAACUGGUAUUCGGGGAAAGGGUACAACUACAGCUACAAGGUGUCAGAGAUGAAGAUACGGCUCACCUAGCACGGCGCCGGCAGCCCCCCGGCCGGGGUCCCGCCACACCCACACGGCGGCCGAAGGGACAGCUGGUCUGGAGCCCGCAGGCCUGGAGCUCGGGCUCAGGGACGCACCUCCCUCGCAGGACCCUCUGCUUUGUGCUUUUCCAGGACUCCGGUGCCUGGCCUCCCUCCGCAGGGGCGCGAGGACGGGACCCACCGGCUCCCAGCAGCCUCGCGUCUCCUCAAUAAAGCCUUUGCUUCCUCGCUCCGCACACUGGGGUCCCACGGCCACCUGUGUUGCGCCCACCACCG